Molecule: messenger RNA, 3506 nt
Organism: Drosophila grimshawi
Lineage: Eukaryota; Metazoa; Arthropoda; Insecta; Diptera; Drosophilidae
Product: DExH-box ATP-dependent RNA helicase DExH1
Exons: 3
Coding region: 123-3029 (968 amino acids)
Cellular component (GO): intracellular anatomical structure
Molecular function (GO): ATP binding; RNA binding
Source: RefSeq, a predicted model, not a curated record
CAAACUGGCUGCUAUAGUAUUCAGUUGACCCAGGCGUCAGUGGGUAAAAACAAUUCGCUUCGUGUUUUGAGGAAAGUCAUAAUUGAACAAUAUUUUAAAGUACUGAACACUGUGACAUUACGAUGACAAACAGUAAAUUAAAGCCUGUCAAAAAUCGUCGCAAGAACAAGAGCAAUAAAAUUGUUCCUGUCGAAGUGACAAAUGCGACACAGAAGCCCAAAUCAUCCAAAUCAGAAUCAAUAAAAAAAUCCAACAAGUCCGAGCCGAAAAAAAUUUCCGUUGAAGAGCUGAAUCUGCUACAGCAAAUUGUGUUUGAUUUUCUAAAGAGUGACGAGGAGACAAAGGAAAUCAGUGGCUUCAGCGAUUCGCAGCGCAAGGAGAUUCAUCUGUUAGCCCGCCAUCACGGAUUGAGGACGCGCAGUCGAAGCAGUGCCGGAAGCAGAAUCUUAACUCUCAGUCGCAGCAAGAGCGCAUCGAGCAUGUUGCUUCGCCAGCAAAUCAUUCUGUUCUUCUCCACCGAGUCCAACUCGAUCCUAGACUGCGCUGUCAAAAAUCUGGAGCUGCGAAGCCACCCUCUGGCGAAGCAGCAGCCCCAGCAGCGUCAUGGGCGGGUGCUCCAAUACGGCGGGCUGCUGGGAAUGCCCCGUAUACCGCCUCGCCCACGCGAUACAAGUGCCCGCCUGGACGCCGAGCGACGCGAUUUGCCCAUCUUCAUGAAGCGUGGCAAAAUCUUCCAGGUACUCGAAACAUCGCAGGUGCUCAUCGUGAAUGGGGCGACGGGCUCGGGUAAAUCCACCCAAUUGCCGCAAUAUUUGCUGGAGAAUGCCACCGCAACGAAUCAGCCGAUCCGCAUUGUGGUUAGCCAGCCGCGUCGCAUUGCAGCAAUCAGUGUGUCCGGGCGCAUUGCCGAGGAGCGAAAUGAGAGCCUCGGCGACACCGUCGGCUACAUCAUACGCAUGGAGAGCCAAUACAGCAAUAACACAGUGCUGUCAUUUACCACCAGUGGCUGCCUGUUGCGUACACUGGCCAUGAAUGGGCCGGAGUUUUUUGCCAGCACCACCCAUCUGGUCAUCGAUGAGGUGCACGAUCGCGACCUGAAUACGGAUUUUCUAUUGCUAGCCAGCAAGCUGGAGCUACAGCGCAACAAGUCGCUCAAAUUGAUCCUAAUGUCGGCCACCAUGGAUCUGGAGGCGCUCUCCAAAUACUUUGGCAAUGCGCCCAUUAUUGAUGUGGAGGGACGCAGCUUCAAUGUGCGCACUUUCGCCCUGGAAGAUGUACUCAAAAUAUCCGGUUACAUGACGCGAGAGAUGCUCUCCUGCCUGGGUUCCAAUGCGGACAAUGCGGAUAAUGCAACGACAACUGAUAUAUUAAAUGCUUAUGAAAGAAAAGCGCAAGACAUGAGCAGGGAUAUAAUUGAUAACGCACUGGUCGUAUCGCUGGUGCAGAUGCUGCUGAUGAGGGGAUCGAAGGGUGCCGUGAUUAUCUAUCUACCUGGCUAUCAGGACAUGAUCAAGCUAAUGAACAUAAUGUCCGAGUCUCUGCCCAGUAAUAUGAUCAGAAUUCUGCUGAUGCACAGCCAAGUCGAUAGCUGUAGCCAGAACGAUGUCUUCACUGAGUAUCCGAAUGUGCAGCUCAAGAUUGUGCUGAGCACGAACAUUGGCCAAACUUCGAUAACCAUUCCUGAUCUGCUCUAUGUUAUCGAUACUGGACGGGUCAAAAUGAAGACAUACAAUCCGACAACGGGCGCCUCGCAACUGGACUGCGUCUGGAUAUCCAAGGCGGAUGCACAACAGCGCAUGGGACGUGCCGGCCGCCGUUGUGAUGGCAUCUGCUAUCGGCUGUAUAGCAAUAACACGUAUGAAUCAUUCCAUCGCUUCCCCAUUCCGGAAAUUAUCCGGCAAACGCUUGACGAGGUCUGCCUGCUGGCAAAAAUUGCGAUGCCCACGCAGGACAUCCAACAGUUUCUGGCACAGGCACUGGAUCCACCGCAGUCGGUGGCCGUUGCUCAGUCGUGUGCCAAGCUAAAGUUGCUGAACGUGCUCCUCGACUCGGAUGAGAGUGUCACCGAGCUAGGUUACAUCAUAUCCGAAUUGCCGCUAGAUGUGCAGCUGGGCAAGUGUCUUGUCUACGGUGUCUAUUAUCAAUGCACCGACAGUUUGAUAAUCAUAACUGCCUAUUACUCGGUGCGUAAUCCAUUCACGUUGUCCAGCGAUCGAUCGUCGCGCAAUCAGCAGCGUAAAGCGCGCGACUUUUUCAGCUUUGAGGGCUUUAGUGACUCCAUUGGCAUAUUGGAGCUGUAUCACCAAUAUAAAGCCGCCUUGAAGAAGGGCGUCGGCGAAGCCAACAAGUUCUGCGAGAGGAACUGCCUAUGCGGCAAAUCGAUGGAUUUGUUUGAUUCCGCGGUGCACACGCUUCGUGCAACCGUGAAGCGCAUCUUUAAGAUCAGGGACUUGAAGGCAGCCAAUCAAUUCAAUACGAAUUUGAAUAUGGUUCGUCUGGCCCUUGCCGCUGGUCUUUAUCCGAAACUGGUCUAUCUCGAUAAGUCGAAAACAACGCGACUCAUCGAAGAGGGCGAUCCACGCGUUCAGUUGUCUAGGAACUCCUGUCUGAGCAUCUGCUCCUCCAAGAAGUACAAGAGCGAAUGGAUCAUCUACGUGGAGAAGUCGGGCACGGCCGGCCUCUCGUCAAACAUUGAGCACGCGACCCUGGUAAGCACACUUAUGGUCGCUCUGCAGUGCGGCAAGGUUAUCAAAUUGGAGAGCAUCGAGACCACAUUUCCCGAAGAUAUUGACGGCGACUAUGUCGAGCAGUCGCAUCUCAUACUCGACUCCAAGUUGCGCAUCCAACUGGACACCGAAUCGGGAAAAAAAUUGCUUCAGCUACGCAGCAACAUUGACAGGGAGUUCGCCAAGUUGGUUGGCAGACGCAUUGUGGACACAGCUUGGUGUCCAUCGGUUAGCUAUGUGCAGAAGCUAUUGAAACUCGAUUUUGAAUACUCAGGCCUGUCGGACAACGAUCUGGUAUUUUAAUCAAUGUCGCAUGAACUCAUCAAUAUUAUUUAUUAUUUACAUAUGCUCUGUGCAUUUAUCAUAUACUCCAUUUAUCCAUUCAAAAUGGGCAUAUUGGUCUGUACGAAUAAACUGAUCUUAACAAAUACGACAGCCUGAAGAUAAGAAUGAGGCAUGCGAAAUACAUUUCAACUUUACACAACACACAAACAUACACAUUUUAUAUAUCUAUAUGUAUAAUGCGUACUUGGCAUAGGUUAAUACUGGUUACAGGGUGUGCUAGUGAAUAUAUAUAUUUGGUUAUACACUUAAAUAUAAAUAUUUAGCGAGUCAAGGUGAAGUGAGUGUUUUAGCGGAACUGCUUUUCUUUUACAUUAUACAUAUUUGAAUAAUGUUUGCGAAAUUUGCAUGCAUGUGGGAUAUGUAACUACUUCGUAUGGAGUCCUCGUAAGUCUGAAAACAAUUAAAAGUGAAAUUAUUUUUAGCACCCUAGUUCUA